AGCCGCUCUAGAGCGCGCCGGGUGGCCGCGGCGCUGGGCUUCGCCGGGCUGCUGUGCGCCGUGCUGGGCGUUAUCAUGAUCGUGAUGGUGCCCUCGAUCAUCAAGCAGCAGGUCCUCAAGGUACUGGAUGCUCGGGUUAUAAAAAUGAUCCUUGUGACUCCUGUAGCUGGUAGGAAGACGUGUUUAUCAAUAAAGGAUUGUUACACCUGAAGAAUGUGCGCAUCGACCCCAGCAGCCUGUCCUUCAACAUGUGGAAGGAGAUCCCUGUCCCCUUCUACCUCUCUGUCUACUUUUUCGAUGUCGUCAACCCCAAUGAGAUCCUCCAAGGCCAGAAGCCGCAGGUGCGGGAGCGCGGACCCUACGUGUACAGGGAGUUCAGACACAAGAGCAACAUCACCUUCAAUGACAAUGACACGGUGUCCUUCCUCGAGUACCGCAGCUUCCAGUUCCAGCCUGACAAGUCCCGCGGCCUAGAGAGCGACAGUAUCGUCAUGCCCAACAUCCUGGUCUUGAGUGCAGCAAUGAUGAUGGAGAAUGGGCCCAUGAGCCUGAAGCUGCUCAUGACCUUGGCGUUCGGCACCCUUGGCGAACGUGCCUUCAUGAACCGCACUGUCAGCGAGAUCAUGUGGGGCUACGAGGAUCCCCUCAUCCACCUCGUCAAUAAGUACUUCCCAAACAUGUUCCCCUUCAAGGGCAAGUUCGGGUUAUUUGCUGAGCUCAACAACUCUGAUUCCGGGCUCUUCACCGUGUUCACGGGGGUCAAAAACUUCAGCAGGAUCCAUCUCGUGGACAAGUGGAACGGGGUCAGCAAGGUCAACUUCUGGCAUUCCGAUCAGUGCAACAUGAUUAAUGGGACUUCCGGGCAGAUAUGGGCGCCGUUUAUGACUCCUGAAUCCUCGCUGGAAUUCUACAGCCCCGAGGCCUGCCGGUCCAUGAAGCUCAUCUACAAGGAGCAGGGGGUGUUCGAAGGCAUCCCCACCUUUCGCUUCGUGGCUCCCAACACCUUAUUUGCCAACGGGUCCGUCUACCCGCCCAAUGAGGGCUUCUGCCCGUGCCGGGAGUCCGGAAUUCAGAAUGUCAGCACCUGCAGGUUCAACGCACCCUUAUUUCUCUCCCAUCCUCACUUCUACAACGCUGACCCAGUCCUGGCAGAGGCAGUGUCUGGCCUCCACCCUAACCCAGAAGAGCAUUCCUUGUUCCUGGACGUCCACCCGGUCACCGGAAUCCCCAUGAACUGCUCUGUGAAACUGCAGCUGAGCCUCUACAUUAAGUCUGUGAAAGGCAUCGGACAAACUGGGAAGAUCGAGCCGGUGAUCCUGCCACUGAUGUGGUUUGGAGAGAGCGGGGCAAUGGAGGGUGAGACCCUUCAGACGUUCUACACCCAGCUGGUGUUGAUGCCCAAGGUGCUGCGUUGUGCCCAGUACGUGCUCCUUGCCCUGGGCUGCGUCCUGCUGCUCAUCCCCAUCGUCUACCAAAUCCGGAGCCAAGAGAAGUGCUAUUUAUUUUGGAGUAGUAGUAAAAAGGGCUCAAAGGAUAAGGAGGCCAUUCAGGCCUAUUCUGAAUCCCUGAUGACAUCAGCUCCCAAGGGGACUGUACUGCAAGAAGCAAGACUGUAGGUGGGUACCAGGUAACACCUCUCGCCCCCCAUCCCCUCCCAUAGUGAGUAGAACUCUGGCGGCUUGAAACGCUUGGGAUCUCACACAUCUCUUCAGCCUGAACUUCACCUGGAGUGUCUACAGAUUGAAAAUACGUAUUUGUGUAUUUUGUUGUCUUCUUACGUUCCGAGUGAUCCCAGGCGUGGUAGGCGAUGGAGGGUGACUAGUGGGCUGCUGUCUUGUUUGCAAGGUUGUCUUAGAAAGGCAGGAUCGAGGUUUAGGUCUCAGCUGCUUCUCAAACCUCUGGUGCGAUAUAGACUCUUCUGGGAAAGUCUGCGAAAAAAUGCAGGUCCACAGACAUCCUUCUAGACCUCUUGGAAUAGCGUCAUGGGUGGGGCCCAGGAAUCUGUAUUUUAAUGGCCCCCUAACAGGAUCCUGAUGUAGAUAAGUUUAAAUAAAUCCGGAUGACUGGCCAAGACAAAAGAAUUUAGGCAUCCCCUGGGCACCAAGUGUAGAUCUAGGACUCGGUCUGAGGGUAUGGUUGCCAGACUGAGCAAAAACAAACAGCCCCAGAAACAACAACAACCGGACGCUCAGUUAAAUGUGAAUUUCAGGGAAACAGUGAAUGAUUUCUAGCCUAAGUGUGUCCCAUGGAAUUAUCAGGACACGCUUCUACUGAAAAACUGUUUGCUGGUUACCUGAAAUUCACAUUUAACUGGCUGCCCUCCUUCAUCGGGCAGCCUACCUGCGGGAGACGGAGGCUAGUGCCUUUGGGGGUUCACCUCCUGGGCUGUGUUCCUUUAGGUCUGAGGUCUUAGGAGAGCCGAGUCCCACCAGGGGAUGUGACAGGCAGCGCUCUGGGCCCUACGGUUGGGGUUUGGGCGGGGGUGAGUCGCCCUAUGCUUAUGCCUCGGAUUAUAGCUUUUGGUUUCUGAAAAAUGUACCACCUCUCCAGCUUCUGGGGCUGGGCCUGCUCGGGUUUAAAUAGCUUUCCUGAGAGCCACAGGCUGGGGAUGAGGUGACAGCCCUACUCUUUGGGACCAGUUGGCGGCUUCCAGUUUGCUUGGAUUGCCAGGGCCGGAGGAGGAGAUAAAAUAGAACAUGGGCGCUGGGCGUGGGUGUGUUUGUUGGCAGGUACUGCCAGCCCUGCAAGGAGCGGGAGGGAGGGACCGCUGUGCCCCCAGCCAGGCUCUGGGGGGCUCCUACUGCCCAUCUGGGGAUAAGAGAGCCCGACCACGUCAGGGCUGGGUGUUAAGGGGGUUGUCUUCCUGAGCUUAGGGGGCAGGGUGUCCUAGCUGGAGACGAGCCCCCCGUUGCCUUCCUCUCUCCCAGAAUUCCUCUUGGGACGCCCUUCUUGUGUACAAUUUGGCCCCAUUGGCACCCCUGCCCCCUUGCAGCCACGAUUCCCUUCUGCAGAAACUUGCCUGGCGUUCUCGCGGUGCAGGGGUGGGGUCUUCAGGCACAGAGAUGGGGGUUAUUUGCUUUUAGCAUAGAUAGAGCUGGUGUUUGUGAGGUCUCAGCCCCAUGGCUGCACCUCCCUGGACACAGCCAGGAUGUCCUGCUCCCUGCCCCCCCCAAAAUAAAAAUAAAACAAAACCAAAGCUGGAGUCUCUUCGUGAUUUACCAGCAGAAUCCAAAUGUCAAGUUAUUAGGGAAGUUUUUGAUUAAAGAGAUGCUACUGCUCUGUCUUCUGGAAGACAGGUCAGCCUUCAGCCCGGAUGAGACCCCUACCCCCCGGUCACGUGUACUUGGGGAAGGCAGUGUCCUGUCGGGUCUGCUUUAGGGGACCAGGCACCUGGGAAGCGGCCAGUGGUCCUGGAGACCUGGAAUCCCUGCAGCUCGGCCUCUAGCCUGUGCUGAGUCCCUGGGGACGGUCCUAUACCUUGCCCCGUGUCUGGGCAUGGGGGUGGCCUUGAGGGGCUGCUUUGCUCCAGGAAAGGGAGGACAUGGGGCCUCCACUAGCCCAGAAGGGUGUUUUUCUGCGAAUAAGAAAAGACAGCUCCUCUGUGCAGACAUGGCCUACUUUAGGGCUGAGGGCUUGGCAAACAGAGUACACCCCGUUUAUACCCACUUGGCUGGGUGCCCUUGUGCAGUGAAUAGCCUGGACAAUGGUACUGGGCAGCCCUUCAGGGACAUGUUCCAGGAUCACCUCUUGCAGUCUCAUGAUUUCUCUCGUUAAUUCCAAGUCCUCAUUCCUCAGUUAAACGGAAGUGUAUUCCCUGAAGGUUUGUACAUGUGUCUUUCUUGGGAAGACAGUUUCCCCUUUGCAAUUUUUUUUUUUUUUUUUUUUUUUGUGGUACGCGGGCCUCUCACUGUUGUGGCCUCUCCCGUUGCGGAGCACAGGCUCCGGACGCACAGGCUCAGCGGCCAUGGCUCACGGGCCCAGACGCUCCGCGGCAUGCGGGAUCCUCCCGGACCGGGGCACGAACCCGUGUCCCCUGCAUCGGCAGGCGGACUCUCAACCACUGCGCCACCAGGGAAGCCCUCCCCUUUGCACUUUUGAGCGAGGCUUUCUCCAGUCGUGGCUCUCUGGGCCCACAUCGCUAAGAAUCCCCCGCCCCCCGACCCCCGCUGUCCCAUGCUGCCUCUGUGUCGGGGGGUGUGUCGGCAGAGGCGCACGCCCACCCCUCCUUGCCCCUGGCUGGAAUGUGGCUCGGUGCGCGGAAGCCUGAGCUCUGUCCCCGAGGAAAGGAGUCAGGAGUCCCCCAACGCUCCCCACCCAGAGUGGGGUUUGAUUUACCCCACCCCGCGGUGAAGCAGGCCCCUGGGGGUUGUGAGCAAAGGCCCAGGUGGGUAGGGGCGUCCGGGGUUUUCCGACCACAGCUGCUGGGCAAGGAAGCGUCUCCGUUCUUCGAGGGGAAGGAAGCCAGGGCCUGGGGGGAUGAAAAGUUGCCCCCAAUUCUUAUCAUCAUGGCUACCUUUAAAAUUUUCCUUAAAUUGAGAAACUUAAAAAUGUAAAACUAGAUGAACUGCACGCUCUGAGUUCCCUCUCACCCAGACCCAACAACCCUGCUAACAUUUUGUCGUAUUUCACCUUUUCCCUGUGUGUCCUUUGCCCCCCUCGCCAAGUCCCACUGCCCCUCCCCCUCUCCCCAGAGACAUCCAUCGCUAGGAGUUUGGUGUUUGCCUGUUUCUUCCCCUCUAAGUCUGUAUAUAUGUAUCCACGAACGACAGAUAAUUUUUAAAAAGCUUACCUCCGUGGUGUCAAACUAUAUGAAUCACUCCGCAGCUGGAUUUCCCCUCUUCAGUUUUCUGUGUGACAGCUGUGUAGGUUGACUACGAUCUUGUAACUCUGUCUUUUAAAUGCAUUCUGAUAUCAGUGGACAUUUAGGUGGUUUCCAGCUUUUCUGUGUUAACGGUAUUGCUUAUAUAAGCCCUGGACUCCUUGCUCUGCCCUUCUCACUGUAUUAGGCAAGUCUCUUAGGGUCUCAGUUUCCCCAUCUCUAAGAUGGGUGAGAGCAUGGCAAGAUGGUGUUUCAUGAGAUUAGGAGACCCUUUGUAGUGGAGUCCCAGGAGUCUGUAGGUCACUCCAGUCUUCUCUCAUCUCGAGCUUGAUGGGGGGGUGCAGAUGGGGGCUCCAAGGGGGGUUUC
Messenger RNA from Globicephala melas (long-finned pilot whale), 5186 nucleotides. It is a transcript of the gene SCARB1, whose product is annotated as scavenger receptor class B member 1. Gene Ontology annotation, biological process: cholesterol efflux; plasma lipoprotein particle clearance; recognition of apoptotic cell. NCBI's taxonomy places the organism in Eukaryota, Metazoa, Chordata, Mammalia, Artiodactyla, Delphinidae. Gene Ontology annotation, cellular component: cytoplasm; caveola. The record is from RefSeq and is a predicted model, not a curated record. Gene Ontology annotation, molecular function: low-density lipoprotein particle binding; scavenger receptor activity; lipid binding.